Lichtheimia ornata is the source of this 1857-nucleotide messenger RNA. RefSeq lists its product as uncharacterized. Gene Ontology annotation, biological process: protein dephosphorylation. Gene Ontology annotation, cellular component: protein phosphatase type 2A complex; cytoplasm. NCBI's taxonomy places the organism in Eukaryota, Fungi, Mucoromycota, Mucoromycetes, Mucorales, Lichtheimiaceae. Gene Ontology annotation, molecular function: protein phosphatase regulator activity; protein binding. The record is from RefSeq and is a predicted model, not a curated record. The transcript is spliced from 11 exons. Bases 1 to 1857 code for a protein of 618 amino acids.
AUGGAGAUCGAUACCAAUACGCCACAACCUACAACAGAAUACAUGGACGAGGAUCCCGUUAAUCCUGCCACCACCGGUGAAUCCAGCGAGCAACAACAACAGGAGCAGCAAGAUGACAUGUUUGCCGUGGCUUUGUUGAUUGACGAGCUCAAACACGAAGAUGUGCAAUAUCGAUUGAACGCGAUGAGAAACUUGACGGUUAUUGCUCAAGCCCUUGGUCCCGAAAGAACUCGUAAUGAGCUAUUGCCCUUCCUCCAAGAGUGUAUUGAUGACGAGGAUGAGGUCCUGGUUGUGCUUGCUGAGGAGCUUGCUAACCUUACUGCACAUUUGGGCGACCGCGAAUACACCUAUUAUCUUCUCGAGCCCCUGGAGAACAUUGCAGCAGUGGAGGAAAGCUCUGUCCGGGAAAAGGCUGUUUCAUCGCUUUGCAAGUUGGUGGAUAUUCUUCCAGCCAAUCACGUUGAACAGUAUUUCCUUCCAUUAGUAAAGAGAUUGAGCUUGGGUGAAUGGUUUACUAGUCGAACAUCUGCAACAGGCCUCUAUGCCAGCACCUACAAGAAGGUCCCUGCCAACACCCAAUCCGAAUUGAGAAACAUGUUUGCCCAGCUUGUUGGAGAUGAGAGCCCGAUGGUGCGGCGAUCGGCAGCUAAGGCUUUGGGCGCUUUUGUGGCUCAACUGCCUACAGAUGAAUUACUUGGAGGUGGUCUCGAGUUGUUGAAACAACUAGCUCAAGAUUCUCAAGAUUCGGUUCGCUUGUUGGCAGCUGAAGAGCUCGUACCUUUCGGCAAGCUUUUUAACGAAGACCAAAAUCGCAACUUGCUGCUCCCCAUCUUCUCGGCAUUGGCUGAAGAUAGAUCAUGGCGUGUAAGAUAUAUGGUUGCUUCCGAAUACGUCGAGAUCGCACAAGCAUUUGGUGCCGCUAUCGUUGAGCAACACUUCACAGAGCCAUUCUUACAUUUCUUGGCUGAUCCCGAAGGCGAGGUUCGCACUGCUGCUGCAGGUCGCAUCACUGGCUUUUCACAGCUCAUUGAAAAACAAGUGGUGAUCGAUCGACUACUCCCUUGCGUCAGGGACCUUGUUGGUGAUGAGAAUCAGCAUGCUCGUGCAGCUCUUGCAAAGGAAGUGAGUGGUUUGGCUCUUAUUGUUGGUCAGGAUCCCACAACCGAGUAUUUGCUGCCAACCUUCCUACAACAGCUUACCGACGACUUCCCAGAUGUACGGUUGAACGUUAUUUCAAGCUUGGAUGAAAUCAACAAAGCCAUCGGCAUUGAGCGUUUGUCCCAAGCCUUGCUACCUGCUAUCCAUGAACUUUCUGAAGACAAGCAAUGGCGUAUUCGACUCGCUAUUAUUGAACACAUUCCUUUGCUUGCCAAGCAAUUUGGUGCCAAGUUCUUUGAAGAGAAGCUUUUGGACUUGUGUAUGGCAUGGUUACGCGACAAGGUCUUUUCGAUUCGAGAAGCUGCCACUACCAACUUACAGCGAUUGACUCAAGUCUUUGGUGCAUCCUGGGCCCAACAAGCUAUUAUCCCAAGAAUACAAACCAUGGCAAGCGAUGAUAACUACUUACACAGAAUGACUGUGAUUUUUGCAUUGACCACAAUGGCCGAAGCACUUCCUGCUGACACAGUACGAGACUCAGUGUUGCCAACUGUCAUUGAGCUAUCCAGUGAUCCCAUUCCUAAUAUUCGAUUCAAUGUUGCUAAAUCCUUGGAAACGAUGAUACCAUUGCUCAAACAAAACCAAGCUAUGCUCGAUCUGGUGUCAAGUAUGGCAAAGCCAACGUUGGAGAAGCUCAGCUCAGAUCCUGAUGUCGAUGUGAGGUUUUUUGCCAAUCGGGCCUUGGAAACCGCUGUUUAA